Messenger RNA from Penicillium salamii, 3387 nucleotides. The record is from the annotation of a GenBank genome assembly. NCBI's taxonomy places the organism in Eukaryota, Fungi, Ascomycota, Eurotiomycetes, Eurotiales, Aspergillaceae.
AUGAUACCGUGGUCAUCUUUCGUUCAGAAGGCCCAGAGCCUGAUUGACCCAGCCAACUUCAACAUCCCCACUCUGUCCGCGUCCGACGAUAAUCCCUCCAAAGCAUCGCUGUUCCGCCAGCAAUUCCGCCUCCCUGAUUCUCAGAACCCUCUCCAGGAGAUCACCGCGGACCUCGUUCUCCCCCUCCCCAAUGCACCAGGAAGUCAAGCCGACGGGUCCCGCAAGGCUGAUCGCGCGGGGAACACAUACACCGGACGUCUCCAUUUAAGUGAACGUUUCAUCUGUUUCUCGACCCAGCCAACCAGUUUCCUUCCCUCUGCCACGACGAGUGCUUCAACCACUUGGACCGGUCAGACGCACGGAACCGGCCCCUCAGGCAAUGGCUUCACACUUCCGCUAUCGAGCAUCCGGCGCGUCGAGCGUCUCCACAGCGCGAGCCAUGUAUUUUCAUUGGCCCUCACAACAUGGAAUGGUCUAUUGCACAAGCAGCAAGAGCCCAAUUUGGCUCCCCAGCGCCUCAUUUUGCAGCUUGUCGGUAGCAGACAGGCUUGCGAGCGAUUUUGCGACACUCUCAAGAAAGGCCUGCGGGAAGGCAUGAAGGAAGUCGAAAACUUGCGCACGGUCGUUACAAAUUUGUACUCGGAAUAUUUGCUUUCAGGCGCCAAAGGCAAGGGAUUGGAAGGGGUUGAGGCUGACGGACGUCAACCCCCGGAUGCAGGUCUGGGCCUUAUCUUCCGCUACCCCGGAGAUGCGCGUAAACUUCGCGAUCGCAGCAAGAUGAGAUUGUGGGGUGAAUACUUCAGAGAAAACGGCCGCAAUGCCACACUGGUUCGUCAGCCAACCUUCCACAAGCUGAUUAGAGUUGGUCUACCCAAUCGACUGCGAGGAGAAAUUUGGGAACUUAGCUCUGGAUCUCUAUUCCUUCGUCUAAGAGCCCCUCAGCUGUAUGAACAAACUUUGGCGAAAUUCGAGGGACAAGAAUCUCUAGCCAUUGAUGAGAUUGAAAAGGACUUGAAUCGCAGUCUACCGGAAUACCCAGGAUUCCAAAGCGAGGAGGGAAUUGGGCGUCUACGACGAGUUCUCACGGCUUACAGUUGGAUUGACCCGGAGAUCGGGUACUGUCAGGCUAUGAAUAUUGUGGUUGCCGCAUUGUUAAUGUAUGCAUGCCCGAAAAGACCCUGCAUCUGCAUAAAUACUAACUCUACCAGAUAUAUGUCGGAGGCCCAGGCCUUCUCUAUCCUCUCUGUAUUAUGUGAUCGCCUCCUGCCUGGCUACUAUUCGACGACAAUGUACGGCACCCUGCUCGACCAGAAAGUGUUCGAGUCGUUGGUCGAGAAAACGAUGCCCGUUCUCUGGGAUCACCUCACCAAAUCAGAUGUCCAGCUUUCUGUGGUGUCGUUGCCGUGGUUCCUUUCCCUCUAUAUCAACUCCAUGCCACUGGUGUUUGCAUUCCGUGUGCUGGAUGUUUUCUUCCUGGAAGGUCCUAAGGUGCUUUUCCAGGUUGGCCUUGCUAUUCUUCGAGUCAACGGUGAAGAACUUUUGGAGACACAAGAUGACGGAUCUUUCAUCUCCGUUUUGAAAUCAUAUUUCUCAACAUUGGACGAAUCCGCCCACCCCAGAUCCGAAAACCCAAAGCUGCGAGCUAUCACCAGAUUCCAAGAGUUGAUGGUUGUUGCCUUCAAGGAAUUCUCGGGUAUCACCCAUAGCACCAUCACAGAAACGCGCGAAAAGCACAAGGGUGCUGUCUUGGAGAACAUUGAGACUUUCGCAAAGCGUACUUCUAUCCGCAACCUUGGCCCUGAAAGCAAGCGUCUGAGCGUGGAUGAUCUCGGAACCAUUUAUGACCGAUUCUACGAAACCCUAUACCAAUGGCAACAGCACCAGAGAGUCCUCGAAGAAGAGAAAAGACUUCGAGAGAAGAAAAAAUCUCAACGACUUUCUAUUCUCGCUCCACCUGCAGACAGGCAAGUUGGCCGCGUGGGUCUUGGACCAAGCCCUACGCACAUGGAUUACGACGCGUUCAGGGAGUUCUUAGCUGCCACUUCCAAAUGGGCAGUUGCGGAUUCACCUGGGCCAUCCCGGAAGGGAUCAGCUGGUCAAUCGGCCCUGUGGGCAAACCGUCGUCAACCAGCUGACCAUGAGUUCAUGCAACGCCUCUAUCGCAAGUGGUCCAAGAAUCCCGAAGAAGGGCUCAAUCUCCAAUGCGUGGUGAAUGGACUAGCCCGUCUCAAGGGCUCGCCCGAUAUCAUGAACAACAUUAACUAUUUCUUUGAUCUAUAUGAUGAUUCUGGAAAUGGGCAGGUGGACCGUGAAGGGAUUCUCAAAAUUUCAGAGGCUCUUUUGUUCCUUUCCAGACGAGGAUUCGAGGGCACAAUCACAGCCACUCCGUCAGUGGAAAACUUGAACACUCCUGCUGAUCGUGAUAAUGGCGAGAACUCACUUACCACGGAUGAGAAGUUCCUAGGCAGUGUCAGUGCAUUCAUUCGUCGGUGCUUCGAAUAUGCCGACCCCAGCCACCCGGAGAACCUAAAGGCCAACCCACCAGAUGCAACGGAAGAAGCAACCGCACAGCUAGAUGCAUUCGCCAUCGGCGACGACGACGAAGAAGAAGAUCUCAUUGACAUUGAAGAUUCCAAACCCAAGGAGUCAACAACACCCCAACCCGAAUCAGACACCCAAGACCACAACCCUUCGACAUCCGAAUCUGCAAACCCAGCCUUGGACCCCAACAACCCCCUCCACAUCACCCUCCCCACCUUCCGAAUGGUCGUCCUAGCAGACGAACUCCUCGAACAAUUCUUCGAAUCCUAUUUCCCACAAUCCUUCCACCUAUCAGACCACCCACACCCAGCAGCCCUAGCCGCCUCCUCAACCAUGUCCUCAAACCUCACCACCUUUUCAAACAUAGGCAGCAUCCGCUCCAGCUCAACCGCCUCAGCCCCAGUAGCAGGCGCUUCAGGAGGCAUAGUCCCACCAGGCAAAGGCCUCCGCGGUGUCCUCGACAACAUCGUCACAGACGGAAUCCGCAUGGCAGCAGAAGUCAAGAAGCGAAUGGACGAGGCCCAACGUGAUCUGGAACGUAACGCCCUCGGUAACCGCGAUGACGAAGACGACGAAGAAGACGAAGACGAGUACCGUCGUGAAUCAAACGUCAUGGCAGGUGGUAUCUCCAGCUGGGGCGCUGGCGCCUACAGUGCCGAUACUGAGCGCAGGAGUGUUGUCCGUGAUGCGGAUCGGGAUCUGCUUGAAGGCGCUGAGGUCCUUGGUGGUGGCAAGGAAGAAAGAACUUCACUACUGGAUGGCAAGGAUGAUACUCCUCGGAAGCCUUCUGGUUCACAGUCUCGUGAUGGAGAUGUCAUCUCUAAAGUCGUGGAGUUUGAAUCAUGA